AGCGGGGCCGGGGCCGCGCCAUGGGGGCCGAGCGGGAGGCGCGGGCCUGCGCCGCCUUCUACGGGGCGCUGGGGCCCGGCGGGCCGGGCAGGGCCGCGCUCCGCUGCCUGCACAGCCUGCGGCUCUUCGCAGGGAGCACCACGAGAAGAUGCCGGGAGCAGCACCUGGAGGAGGCCCUGCAGCUGGCGCGGGCGCUGAGCGAGGAGCUGCGGGUGCUGGGCGAGGCGGAGGCACGGCCGCUGCUGCGCUGCGUGCUGGCCUUCCAGCUGGAGGCAAGCGGCAGCUCCAGCGCCUUCCACAAACUGCAGCAGAUCGUCACCCAGCUGGCGGUGGGCCAGGAGGCUCUGCUGGCCCGGGAGGUGGACGCGCUGCUGGCUGGCCUGGCACUGCACCGAGAGGUGCUGUCUCCUGAGGACCUUCAGGCAGUGUGCAUGUUCAUCGAGGAGAGCAGCCUGGGCCGGGACCACUGGCGGCAGAACCUGGCCCCGCUGCUGCAGCGCCUGGCUGCCACCUUGCGCUGGGUGCUGCAGAGCCAGCCGGCAGCGAGCAGCACCUGGGGCCACCUGGCCGUCAAGGCCUGCCUCCAGCUCUUCCAGGCGCUGCCGAAGGACGUGGCCCCUCUGGCGUGGAGUGCAGCAGCAAAGAGCGAGACCCUGCAGAGCAUCCUGGGGCUGCUGCUGGAGGUGGUGGCAGGGAAGGCCCCGAGCAAGGACACGCAGCUGCUGGCGGGCACCGCGCUGAGCAUGCUGCUGAACACAGCCCCGCAGCCCCAGAGCGGGGCCGGUGCUGCACAGGCCCUCUUCCAACUCACUGACCAAGGUGUAAGGGAGCUGAGGUUCGGAGAGCUGGUGGUAGAAAACCCCAGAGUCUUGGAUCCAGCCGGGCUGGAGAGGCUGGUGCUGAGCAGAGGCCUGCUGACGUGCUGCAAGGGGGACAUCCUCAGCUGCCGGCUGGACAGCCCCACGCAACAGGCCUGCCUGCUGCUGGAUGUGCUCUUCCCUGCUGUACGUGCCCUGAACAAGGAGCAGAAGGACUGCCACUACUACUGCUUCCAAGUCCUGGCGCUGUGGCUGCAGCGCCUGCAGGAGAACCUGCCUGAGCUCUGGCGCCUGCGGGGGGGCCGCAUACUGGCAGAGGACACCGAGCUGCUCCAGCAGCUCACCCAGCUGGUGUGGGACAACGCUGAGACCCCGGUGGAGGGGGUGUCCGAGUUCAUCCAGAGCUCCUUUCGACUGCUCCUGGAGAUCUAUGACCUCGAGUGCCAGCACUUCAAGGACCAGGAGAGACCCCUCUACCGACAGAUGCUGCAGAGGGCGGUCUCGAUGCCGUGGCAGAUCAAGGCCAGAUACGUGCCCCUGUGUGCCAUCGUCCCCUACUGUGGGCAGCCAGCAGGUGCUGGACACGUACCCGGAGCUGCCGCAGCACCUCCUGAGCUGCCUGGCCACCAACCACCUGUGCCCUGCAGCCACCGAGCUCUACAGGGUGCUGGUGCGGCAGCAGCGCUCCGAGGGACCAGGGGGCACAGAGGAGGCCCUGGCUGAGCGGUGGGCAUGGCGCUGGCUGCCCCUGCUGUG
Messenger RNA from Anas platyrhynchos (mallard), 1574 nucleotides. The record is from RefSeq and is a predicted model, not a curated record. NCBI's taxonomy places the organism in Eukaryota, Metazoa, Chordata, Aves, Anseriformes, Anatidae.